Messenger RNA from Rattus norvegicus (Norway rat), 2100 nucleotides. RefSeq names its product coagulation factor XII (gene F12). Gene Ontology annotation, molecular function: serine-type endopeptidase activity; calcium ion binding. Bases 210 to 2021 code for a protein of 603 amino acids. The transcript has 14 exons. Gene Ontology annotation, biological process: proteolysis. NCBI's taxonomy places the organism in Eukaryota, Metazoa, Chordata, Mammalia, Rodentia, Muridae. Gene Ontology annotation, cellular component: extracellular region. The record is from RefSeq and is marked provisional.
CAGGAACCCAUCUCGGUACUCUGCUUCCACCAGCCUUGCCCUGCUCACGAGGGUUCGACGGCGCUGUUCUUCUGGGCUUUCUGUGAAGUCUGUGCUCCUCAGGCCCAGGAGGGAGCUUAACCAAUCUCCACCUCUGAGGUUUCUGAGACCUUUGCCCACAUCUAUUGAUCCUUACUCUGGGGCAGGCAGCUGGGCCAUUGGCGGACGCCAUGACGGCUCUGUUGUUCCUGGGGUCUCUGCUGAUGAGUCUGGACUUGACACUUUCGGCGCCACCGUGGAAGUCCAAGGAGUUCAAGGACGGAGCUGGCGAUCCCUCUGUGGUUCUCACUGUGGACGGGAAGCUCUGCCACUUUCCCUUUCAGUACCACCGUCGCCUGUACCACAAAUGCAUCCACAAAGGACAGCCAGGCUCCAGGCCCUGGUGUGCUACCACCCCCAACUUUGACGAGGACCAGCAAUGGGGAUACUGCUUGGAGCCCAAGAAAGUGAAAGACCAUUGCAGCAAACACAGCCCCUGCCACAAAGGAGGGACGUGUGUCAACACCCCCAACGGCCCGCACUGUCUCUGCCCUGAACACCUCACCGGGAAACAUUGCCAGAGAGAGAAAUGCUUUGAGUCUCAGCUCCUCAAGUUCUUCCAUGAGAAUGAGAUAUGGUUUAGAACUGGGCCAGGAGGUGUGGCCAGGUGCCAGUGCAAAGGUCCUCAGGCUGUUUGCAAGCUGCUGACCAGUCAGGUUUGCAGGGUCAAUCCGUGCCUUAAUGGAGGCACCUGCCUCCUCGUGGAGGACCACCGACUGUGCCACUGCCCUGCAGGCUAUGCCGGACCUUUUUGCGACUUAGACCUUAAGGCGACUUGCUACGAAGACAGGGGUCUCAGCUACCGGGGCCAGGCUAAAACUACUCUGUCGGGUGCACCAUGUCAGCGGUGGGCCUCGGAGGCCACCUACCGGAACAUGACUGAGACGCAAGCUCUAAGCUGGGGCCUGGGCCACCACGCAUUCUGCCGGAACCCAGAUAAUGACACACGUCCAUGGUGCUACGUCUGGAGUGGCGACAGGCUGAGCUGGGACUACUGCGACCUGGAACAGUGCCAGAUGCCAACGCUCACAUCUCCGGUUUCCCCUGAGAGUCACGACAUGCUGAAGCCCCGGCCUCCCAUAUUGCAGAUGCCUCAGUUCCCGUCUCUGUCCGAUGCACUAGACAACUCGACCCGUAAUCAGAAUGUUGUGUCCAGGACCAGUACGGUGGUCUGCGGACAGAGGUUUCGCAAGCGACUGUCCUCGCUCAGGCGCGUGGUGGGCGGACUAGUGGCUCUGCCUGGAUCGCAUCCCUACAUCGCUGCACUGUACUGGGGCGACAGCUUCUGCGCAGGCAGUCUCAUCGACCCCUGCUGGGUGCUGACCGCUGCUCACUGCUUGCAGAAACGGCCAGCGCCCGAGGAACUGACAGUGGUACUUGGUCAAGAUCGCCAUAACCAGAGCUGCGAGAGGUGCCAGACUCUGGCUGUGCACUCCUACCGCCUUCACGAGGGCUUCUCUUCCAAAACCUACCAGCAUGAUUUGGCUCUGCUGCGCCUGCGGGGGAGGAAAAACAGCUGCGCGAUCUUGUCGCCUCAUGUCCAGCCGGUGUGUCUGCCCAGCAGCGCGGCCCCACCCUCUGAGACAGUGCUCUGCGAGGUGGCCGGCUGGGGUCAUCAGUUCGAGGGGGCUGAAGAAUACGCCACCUUUCUGCAGGAGGCACAGGUACCCUUCAUCUCCCUGGAUCGCUGCUCCAGCUCUAACGUGCACGGAGACGCCAUCCUGCCUGGGAUGCUUUGUGCUGGCUUCUUGGAGGGAGGCGCCGAUGCCUGUCAGGGUGACUCCGGGGGUCCUCUGGUAUGUGAUGAAGGAGUUACAGAGCGUCAGCUCACCCUGCGAGGAGUCAUCAGCUGGGGCUCCGGCUGUGGUGACCGGAACAAGCCCGGGGUCUACACUGACGUGGCCAAUUACCUGGAUUGGAUCCAGGAGCAUACUGCUUUCUAAGUAACCAGGGUCGGUCCUUGCGAAGCUAGUGGCUGGGCCCCAGGGACACAGAAACUCAAUAAAGUGCUUUGAAAACGUU